AUGCCUGCUCAUCAAAAAGCUGAGGUUGAUGCAUAUACAGCAACCGCCUGCAAACGAAACACACAAUGCUCGGCUCACCCUUCCCCCAGCCGCCAGUUCUUUUCGAUUCCGAAGCGCCCGUGCGACUCCGCGCUUUUUCACUACGGCGUCACGGGCAGCGACCGCAAGCAACCGCGGGUUGAGCCGCGCUCCGCCGGUACCACGCGGGCGCUCCCCAGCCUAGCACGGGCUCCGCAUGCUCGGCGCCGCACAAAGGCCGCCCCUGGGCCCGGCGGAAGCGGCGGAGCCGUGAGGAGCUCCGCCCCGCCGAACCGCCCGCCUCGGCCAGAGCCGAGCGCUGCUCCUGGCGGCCCCGGGCCUUCCGCCCGCCACGCUCCACUCAGCGCGGAGUUCCGGGCGGAACGCUUGCCGGCCCGACUCCCGCCCUCUUCCCCUCCCCGCAGGUUCCGCAUGCUGCUGCUCUGCCGGCCCUUCCGUCUCAUCCGCGCUGCGGGCCGCCCGCCCUCCCGCUCCAUCAUGAACCUCAGCGAGCUCGUUCCCGCUCUGAAUGACUUCGCUUCCCUCUCCCUGGCUGAGAGCUGGGACAACGUGGGGCUGCUGGUGGAACCCAGCCCUCCCCACGCCGUGCGCACCAUGCUUCUCACCAACGACCUCACCGAGCAGGUGAUGGAGGAGGCCGUGCAGAAGAACGCAGACCUCAUUCUCUCCUAUCACCCUCCUAUCUUCGCACCGCUCAAGCGGGUUACGUGGAGGACCUGGAAGGAGCGGCUGGUGGUCCGUGCUCUGGAGCACAGGAUCGGGAUCUACUCACCACACACAGCGUACGAUGCCGUACCGCACGGAGUCAACAACUGGCUGUCCAAAGGACUCGGUGCCUGUACUUCUGUUCCACUGCACCCAUCAACUGCUCCAAGCCAUCCGACUGAGGGCACUCACCGGGUGGAGUUCUGUGCAGACACUGUGGAGCAUCUAGAGACAGUGCUGUCCAAAAUCAAAGACAUCCCAGAGAUCUUCUGUCUCACCACUCUCCCUGUCAGGGUUGAUGGGGAGGAGCAAACACGAGUCAGUCUGAACUGCUCUCAGAAGGCACUGCUGGAAGUGGUGGCAUUAUUGUCCCAGAACAGCCUUCUUUAUCGCAAGACUGAGAUUCUCUUAUUACAGAAGCCUCUUCUUCCGCAUACUGGAAUGGGACGUCUCUGCACACUGAGUGAGCCAGCCUCCUUGUCAGACAUAAUUGAGCGCAUCAAAAGCCACCUAAAAUUACCCCACGUCCGCCUCGCCGUGGGAGCAGGCAAGACACUUGAUUCUCCAGUGAAGAAAGCUGCUCUGUGUGCUGGUUCUGGGAGCAGUGUCCUGAAGGGAAUGGAAGCUGACCUCUAUCUCACAGGAGAGAUGUCCCACCAUGACGUUCUGGAUGCAGUUGCCAAUGGUAUAAGUGUUAUUCUGUGUGAACACAGUAACACUGAGCGAGGCUUCUUGUCAGAGCUGCGUGACAUGCUAACGAUCCACCUACAGAACAAAAUCAACAUCAUUCUGUCUGAGAAGGACAGAGAUCCCCUGCAGGUGGUUUAAGAGGGAGGAGGGGAAAAAAAAAUAAAAUGAAGUGAGAGAGCAGAGUCAAGAGUUCAAUAGUAUCCCCACACAGAGCUAUCCAAAUGCAAGCUGAAUGAAGAUGCUCUGAAUUGGUCAGUAUAGCAUUGUAUUCUGUGUUCACCCGAUGGUUGGACUAUAAAUUGUCAUCUAUCAGAUACAUAAUAAAUGCUUGUUUCAGGCUACUGAAAGAUGAUUUACUCAAUAAAUGGGCUCUCACUUGAAUAAAUUUACUGUUACAAUAUACUAUUAUUACAUAUAUUUAAUAACCACACCACUCAAGGCUUAGAGGGGCAAAAUAUAAAAAUCUGACUUAGCUCCACUUUCAAGCAUACACAGCAGUUCUCCCUUACUGUGGUUGUGUCAACACAAGUCUCUCAAAUUUUAGCCAAUAAAGCUCUCGAUAAUAGUUAAAGCAGUAUUGACCAUGGUUUGCAUUAACAGUUUUAAUAAGACACAGCUCAUAAGUAUAUGCAGAGCACAAUUCAGGCAUUUGGUGCUAGUAUUCAAUUGCAAAACCUACCAUUAAUACAAAAGUAAGGGUGGUGGUUGCUUUGGGUUUUUUUUAAUUUGUUUUUCAGUGGAGGGUCCCUCUAUUGAAAAACUUUGGAAGUAUUUUUUUAAAAUAUGCUAUAACACCUCCCGUUCUCAGGCGGAUUAAUUAAAUAUGUUUUUGCUUUCUUUUAAAAACAAUUCCUAUAGUUGUGGCUCUCAAUUACAGGAUUACUACAACUGAACAAGUAGAUUUCCGUUAUCAGUAAUGAUUGGAAGGGUUUGAUGUUUCAUUUGCUUCCUUUUUCAUUUUUUUUUUUUUUAAGAAAAAAAAUCUCCCUGUUGAGUAUCUUAAUAUCCCUGCAUUACAUACACACUAGAAUAUUUAAACAGGCUGAAAAUACUUCCAUAGCAAAUUAAUGAACAUCUGAGUGGCAUCUUUUUAAAUUUAGUUAAUAAAACUGGCUUAUUUAGCUAGGUCUUUUCUGUGUUGCAUACAGCAACUCAGUGCAUUUGAGUCCUGUGUGAACCUGCAACUUAGACUGAAAACUGCAUGAAGAUUUAACUGCAGUAGUUAAAAUCAUCAGGAUUCUAGGAAAUAUUUUUCUGUAACUUCGACUCUCAGCAGAGGGUCUAAGAGAAGACCAUGCCUUUCCUCAGUGGAGCACUGCUGGAAGUACCCUAAUAAAAUGUUCAAGAUGCUGUGCUACCUAGGCUUUCCUAGUGGUCUUACACACAGACACUGCCUUGGAGGCAAAUCUCUCCAGAACUUUGAUGUGAGGCUGUGACCAAACGCUUGCCACCACAAGCUGUAAUUCAAUACAACUUAAUCACACUGUCCAAGCAUUUUAACCCCCCUCUUUCAUACCUUCCUUUGCUCUCUCCUUCAAUAAAACAACUUCAAACCAUGACACCACCAGCCUGCUUCACUUCAAGAACGUGUUCAACCUUGCAGGCGUACUUAGCAAAGUGAUGUGAUUUACAGGGAGAUCUCAACCCACACGGUACAAGGGAACUAGUCAUACUUCUUCAAACUGACUGGCAUCAAUUAAUUAAAUAAAACCUCGGUAGAAGGCAGCAUUGCUGCAGCCUGAAACAAGUGCUUACAUUUCAGUUUUUUCUACUAGAAUAAAAAUUGAAUUCUCAGGCAUAAUAGAGGUGAUGCUUUAAGAGUAAUUUUAUGUCUACCUCCAUUAAAAUACAAAUGAAAAAAGAUGGCUAAAUUCACUAUUAUCUGAAACUGCUAAGGUGACAUAAAGACAAUCAUUCUUAUCAACGCCACAAAGACAGCUAAAGAUCAAAGUGAGAGAAGAUUUCUUCCUUUCCAAAUAAAAGGGGGCUGCACAGCUGUCAGAGCAUUUGUUUUUGAACUCUGCAGCUAACGUAGCACUGGACAGUUUUAGUGGUUCCAAUGGUAGCCUAAGCAGCAAUAGGAAGGAUCUAACGUGUUUUGCAGACUUUUAGAAUUGCAGCCUGUAAAACACAGAUGCACAUGCCUCCAAAGUAGAAAGUCAGCUGAAAAUCAUAGAAUCAAUAAGUGAUAGAAUCUGUCAAGUUGGAAGGGACCCUUAGAGAUCAUCUAGGCCAACUCCCCUGUAACGAACAGAAACACCCACAGUUAGAUCAGGCUGCAUGGCACCCGGUCCCGCCUGAUGUUGAACUUCUCUAAGAACGAGGCAUCCACCAUCUCCAGGCAACCUGUUACAGUGCCUCACCACCCUUAUUGUAAAAAAGCUUUUUCCCUAUAUCCACUUUAAAUCUCCCCUCUUUUACAUUGAAACCAUUUGCCUUGUCCUGUCAGCACAGACCCUGCUAGUCUGUUCCCUUUCUUCUUAUAGCCCCUCUUUAAUUACUGAAAGGCUGCUCUCAGUUCUCCCCAGAGCCUUCUCCAGGCAGAAAAGCUGCAGCUCUCUUAGCCUGUCCCCAUAAGGAGU
Lagopus muta (rock ptarmigan) is the source of this 4016-nucleotide messenger RNA. RefSeq names its product NGG1 interacting factor 3 like 1 (gene NIF3L1). Gene Ontology annotation, cellular component: mitochondrion; cytoplasm. The record is from RefSeq and is a predicted model, not a curated record. Lineage: Eukaryota; Metazoa; Chordata; Aves; Galliformes; Phasianidae. Bases 1 to 1572 code for a protein of 523 amino acids. The transcript has 6 exons.